Molecule: messenger RNA, 3777 nt
Organism: Puccinia graminis f. sp. tritici CRL 75-36-700-3
Lineage: Eukaryota; Fungi; Basidiomycota; Pucciniomycetes; Pucciniales; Pucciniaceae
Exons: 17
Coding region: 61-3777 (1238 amino acids)
Biological process (GO): carbohydrate metabolic process
Molecular function (GO): hexosyltransferase activity; UDP-glycosyltransferase activity
Source: RefSeq, a predicted model, not a curated record
GACCGGGGCGAUCCAGUAGUACCCAAUGAUCCAUCAUUUCCCUACCUUCAGGGAGGAUUAAUGAUGGGUAGUACCGCGUCCCUCGUAGGGAUGCUCAAAGCUGCCGCUUUGAGCAGCUUUCAAAACUUGGAUCAGACUCUUCGCAGUGAAGAUUCGUCUUCCAUCGGCUCGACUGGUUCAGCUAGCGAGGAGGAAAUAAUCAGCGAGCAGGCCGCUAAAGAAUUAGUAUCCGAUGUCAACUCACCAGAUGAGGAUGGUCUUGCGCCAAAGGACGCCCACCUGUGCGAAGGCAGCCGGGUGUUUAUUAACAAGUUUGCAUCCACCCUUAUCCACCAAGACAAUCCCGGCGUUGCCUCCCAAUUAAGCUUCUCGCCUGGAUCGCCAGCCAACCGGUUUACCAAUCGUUCAGCCGGACAACCCGUCGCCAGUUCGUCUUCCACUCACUCAUCUGACAAUUCACUUCAGGAAGAUGGAAAGCUGUUGGAAAGCGCUCAAUCUCCUGUCACAGUUCAAGAACACUUGAAGUCGGUGAUCGAUCAUUUCGGUCCUUGGACAGAAACUGAUGGCAAUGGGCAACCCGAACCGGAAAGCUGGAUCAAGCAAAUUCCUGGCAUUCUCACUCGCAGCGUAUUGGUCCAAGGGUCAAUAUUGCUAACCAAUCGGCGACUCUGCUAUGUCGCUUAUCUCCCGCCGGUAGACACCAAGGAUCUCAUUCGUAGUGGGUCAAUCACCGUGCAGUGUGAUGGGAUAGUUAAAAAAGCAACGCGAAUGUGGGCCGAGCUACGUACCGACUGUGUGACCCUAUACAGAUCGAGUACAAAGCUCUUCAGGCCACUUCACUCCCUACAUCUUUCUGAGAUUAAACAUGUGUUACCAAUCUCAUCAACACAUCCCAAGAUACUGCAGCUCAGGUUAAGGACCGGUGAGAUUGUGGACGCGAAAUUCGAUACUGCUGAAGCGACGAGUGCAUGGCAUGCCGGAUUCGUUUCUGCUCUGUUCACUUUCAAGACAUAUCAUUCCAAGAAGAUCAUGAUCAUGAUCCCUUUGCGCCGGAUUCGCAAGAUCCAUCGAAAUACAUUCGAAAACAUAGCUCAAGUCAUGAGCGUGGAUGUUGAUUGUGCUCCGUGCUUCAGGGACAUUGUUGACAACGACAUCAUUGAAGGCAAAUUCACACUUGAAGACUUUGAUCGCACUCGAAUUCAACUCUCUUACUUCCUGAGUUGCGGUAAUUUUGAUGAUUUAAUACUUGAUGCUAUCGUCCGAGCAAAAUUGGAAGUCAGUCAGGCCGAAUCCCUCGCCAGCCACCGAACUCCACCCCCUCUACUCAAAAUAACGUCUAGUCAUAGCAAUGAAGAGGAUAGCGAAAAUGAAGAAAAGCUCUCAGAUCAUGUAGGAAACUUCGAUAGCUCGGAAAACGCCCUGGCCGAUAAAUUUGUAAAAGCCUUUGGCCUGGAAGCCAAUACAAAGCUUCCCAUCUACCCGUGCUUACUCCUACGUACCCUCCCCAGCCCUGGACAUGUGGCCAUCAGUCAAGACUACCUCUGCUUCUGGUAUCGAGGAAUUCCAGUCCUUGGCUCGGACUAUAAACUAAAGAUACCACUGAAAAGUGUCGGGAACCUCAAGCGGACCAGCGCCUUUGGUUUCCACCGGUUCGGUUUGGCCAUCGAGACCCUGGGUGCCCCGGAUGUCAGGCUGGAUUUCACCUCCAAAUCGACGAGGGAAGAGGUGAUCGAAGGCCUGAAAGCUGCGGUUCAAGACUCAUCCUCCAGAGAAUCCAACCGGCUUCAAGACUUCCAGCCUCUAUCGUCUCGUACGCCGGGUGCAGUCGCAGAGCCAAACUUCACUCUCCCAAGAUGUGGCCAAGACACCAUGCCAGUCCUCAUCGGUGGUGCCAAGAUCGACAAAAUCAUCAAACCCCUACGAAUAGUCUGCCUUACCAUCGGCAGUCGUGGUGAUGUUCAACCUUAUAUCUCCCUAGCAAAGCGACUCAUGCAAGACGGACACACAGUCACCAUCGCUUCCCAUCCGGAAUAUCGUACUUGGGUCGAAUCUUUCGGGAUUUUGUACAAGGACGUCGGGGGUGAUCCUGGUGCAUUGAUGAACUUUUCAGUUGAGCAUAGCUUUUUCAGCACCGGUUUUUUCAAAGAGGGCUUGGGUUAUUUCAAGACUUGGCUGAACAAUUUGUUCAUGGAAGCUUGGGUAGCCACCAAAGAGUCUCAGGCUGAAUUGCUGAUCGAAAGCCCAUCGACUUUCUCUGGGAUCCAUAUUGCCGAAGCAUUACGGAUACCCUAUUUCCGAGCGUUUACGAUGACAUGGACCAGUACAACGACCUACCCACAAGCAUUUGCGUCCGGCAUUGAUCUUGGGCCAUCUUACAACUUGCUCUCUUAUUCCCUCUUCGAUAGUUUGAUUUGGCGCGCAAUGUCUGGGCAGGUCAACAGAUGGCGUAAAGAAACUUUAGGGAUACCUCCUACCUCUUUAGAACAAAUGCAAAGUUAUAAAGUUCCCUUUAUGUACAACUUCAGCUCGGCUGUUGUUCCCAAGCCGCUGGAUUGGAGAGACCACAUAGAAGUCACUGGGUACUGGUUCCUCGAUCAAUCGCACGGAAAUUUCCAGCCGCCGGAAUCGCUUUUGAAGUUCAUCGCUUCUGCCAAGGAGGACAAAGUGCCGUUGAUUUAUAUUGGCUUUGGUAGCGUAACCGUACCUGAUUCGACAACGGUCACCAGAUCUAUAUACGCGGCGGUUGUGCAAGCCGGCGUGAGAGCCAUAGUUGCCAAAGGAUGGAGCGAUCGCGUUGAGGCUAAAUCAACCGAGCAAGAUGUCCCACCCCCACAAGAGGUUUAUGUGCUACAAUCCGUUCCUCACGAUUGGUUAUUUCCUCAGGUGGACGCCGUUUGCCAUCACGGCGGUGCUGGAACGACCGGUAUAUCGCUGAAAUUUGGAAUUCCAACCAUCAUCCAUCCAUUCUUCGGAGACCAAACAUUUUGGGCUGAUCGAGUUGCACGACUCGGAGCUGGUCUGAAAAUCGAUUCUCUAUCCGUUAACACAUUGUGUGAAGCGUUCAACAAGGCGACUUCGGAUCGAAUCAUCAAGGAAAAGGCAGAACAGAUCAAGGAGCAAAUUCAAGCUGAAGAUGGACCAAGUCGAGCCGUACAAUUCAUUUAUCAGCAUUUGGAUUUCGCUCUCGAAAGGACUAUACACCGGAUCGAAAGGACUCGACCUAAAAAGACCAGACGAUCGAAAUCAGCCGAGAGUCCCAAGUCUGAGAUGACAGGUGCGACUAGCAAUAGUGGCGGGGAAGAUCCUCGGAUGAGGGUGGCACACCGAGACAGUAUGAUCAAAAGAAAAUUCACUCGAAGGGGUCGGUCGACCAACAGAACGGGGACGGUGAGCACUACGGAGGCUGAGGAUGUAGAGCCAAAUUUAGACACGGAACCAUCGACAUUGGCGGCUGAACCCAGCGGCCUUCUGGGCAAGACAAGCACCUUUCAGCCCGGUUUGAUUGCGUCCUUGAAUCAGUCCAAUGGUCCAGCCGUGAAGAGAUUAUCAAAAUUGUUUUCAACGACGGAUCCACCGCCCACUCAAUCCGACUUUAAUCCGAGUCCCAUUGAUUGCUGUCCAUCUGGAUGCGACCCAUUGGCUGACUCGCAGAGUGUCAGGAGGAAGUCAUAUCCUCUCCCAUUCAGAAGGAGAAGCUUAUUUUCUUCUCUCCCUAAGAAUGGAAUAGCACCUGUCAAUUCGGUAUCUAAACUCCUGAGAAGGACUUCGCCCAAUUAA